AUGUCGAGCUUCACUCAGCCUCGCAUCAAUUGGGACAACAAGGUUCAGCCGCUGGUCCGGUGUGCCCUUUCCGAGUCCCCAGCCCCUGUGCUUAAGAAGAGUCUCGCAGCUAAAGUGCAAGAGGCGUCUCGUCAUCCUUGGGGACUGGUUGAUCAUCAUCUAUAUCUAGCAGCCAUUGAGCGAGGCAGGGAUUGCCCCACUCGCCUUGAUGCUUGCAUGCUUCAAGAGGGUGAGAGAUUCCGCAACGUUUGUUUCGAUGAGCUCCGUGACAUUAAUGCAUCCGCUCGCCUGUCAACGUGUUCCCAUCUCAUUACGUUUAUGAAUAUGCCCAUGUUGCCUUUGUCUACUUUAGCCCCAUUAACCGAACAGAAACUCGUCCUGGGAUUUGAUCUCCAGCGACAGCACCUCUUGGGAUAUUUCUUCAAAUCAGCCCCCGAUGACCUUACUGACUUAUGCUAUGUAUGGCACCAAGGCCAACUAGUUAUUGACAUGCAUAUUUACCGUUUCCUGGAGAUGCACCAAUACACCGUGCAGAAUCACUUAGAAAUCUGCGGAGUAGGCAUGUUCCGAUAUUUUCGGGAAAGCAAGCGCGAGCUCCCCACCGGUAUGGACCUGGUUGUGACAAUUCAGUUCGCACAAUUCCUCCAUGACUUCGCAGAACUAGUCUGGGGGGGAAACAACACCGAAUCUCGCAGCCAGCACGCCGACUCCGAGGAGUACCUUCGAACUCUCCUGUCCAAGGCCUCAUGGGACUCCUGGUUUGCAGUGCGGGACGGACUAACACUCCAGCAGUACCGACAAAAGAAAAUGGAUAAGAUGAGCCAGUUGGCUUCGUGUGAUUUGCUAUUCGACCGGCCCUCCACCGUGCCAAGCAUCCAGUCUGUUCCGCAGCUCCCGGUGAACUCAAGCUUGAUUGCAAGCUCACCAGGCCCAACUGUUCUGUUAAACAUGGUUCCAGUGCUGGGGCAGUUGCAGAACGUUCAGAUACAGAUACUCCAAGCAUUUUUUGCGUUGAUCUAUGUCUUUGCGCUGAUCCCCUAG
This is a messenger RNA of Penicillium longicatenatum, 1041 nucleotides long. RefSeq lists its product as uncharacterized. Lineage: Eukaryota; Fungi; Ascomycota; Eurotiomycetes; Eurotiales; Aspergillaceae. The record is from RefSeq and is a predicted model, not a curated record. The transcript has a single exon. The coding region runs from base 1 to 1041 and encodes 346 amino acids.